UCCAAUCUACAUGGUGAUGGAAUACAUCCCGGGCGGGCAGAUGUUCUCCCACCGACGGUGGAUCAGGAGGUUCGGUGAACCUCACGCCCGGUUCUAUGCUGCUCAGAUCGUCCUGAGCUUUGAGUAUCUGCACUCGCUGGAUCUCAUCUACCGAGACCUGAAGCCAGAGAAUCUCCUCAUAGACCAGCAGGGCUACAUAGAGGUGACAGAUUUUGGUUUUGUCAAGCAGGUGAAAGGCCGAACCUGGACUCUGUGUGGGACUCCGGAAUACCUGGCCCCCGAAAUCAUCCUCAGCAAGGGUUAUAACAAGGCUGUGGACUGGUGGGCCCUGGGCGUCCUCAUCUACGAGAUGGCGGCUGGUUACUCCCCGUUCUUUGCGGACCAGCCCAUUCAGAUCUACGAGAAGAUCGUUUCUGGCAAGGUCCGGUUCCCGUCUCACUUCAGCUCGGACCUGAAGGACCUGCUCCGGAACCUGCUGCAGGUGGACCUCACCAAACGCUUUGGCAACCUCAAGAACGGGGUCAAUGACAUCAAGAACCACAAGUGGUUUGCUACCACCGACUGGAUCGCCAUCUACCAGAGGAAUGUGGAAGCUCCAUUUAUCCAUCCCUCCAUCCACAGCCCUCGGAAGAUGGAGUUUACACUGCAGGAGAUCGGGGUCUGGAGCAGCUGGAGGCAUGAGAUGGGCGGGACGCAGCUGGAAUCGGAAUAA
This is a messenger RNA of Mauremys reevesii (Reeves's turtle), 712 nucleotides long. RefSeq names its product cAMP-dependent protein kinase catalytic subunit alpha-like. The record is from RefSeq and is a predicted model, not a curated record. NCBI's taxonomy places the organism in Eukaryota, Metazoa, Chordata, Testudines, Geoemydidae. Bases 11 to 712 code for a protein of 233 amino acids. Gene Ontology annotation, biological process: peptidyl-serine phosphorylation. Gene Ontology annotation, cellular component: nucleus; cAMP-dependent protein kinase complex. Gene Ontology annotation, molecular function: cAMP-dependent protein kinase activity; protein kinase A regulatory subunit binding; ATP binding. The transcript is spliced from 7 exons.